Molecule: messenger RNA, 6711 nt
Organism: Chlorocebus sabaeus (green monkey)
Lineage: Eukaryota; Metazoa; Chordata; Mammalia; Primates; Cercopithecidae
Source: RefSeq, a predicted model, not a curated record
GAUUGUAAGUUUCCUGAGGCCUCCCCAGCCAUGCAGAACUGUGAGUCAAUUAAACUUCUUUCCAGUUUCGGGUAUUUCCAUAUAGUAAUGUGAGAACAGACUAAUAUUAAUACAUGUGGCCUACUGACCAGGACAGUGACACCUCAGCAUACUCUACCUGGGAGAGAUGGCCAUGACCAUGGACCAGAAGCUUCCCUGGUGCCAGGAUCCAAACUGGGACCUCAAAAUCUUAGGCGGACUCUGGAGAGGCCUUAAAGAGGUUGAGGGAAUCAUGAACUGUGAGGGAAUCAUGAACUGAUUCAUUUUUAACCUGAAAGUCAUGGUGCUUUCUCAGAAAUAACUAAGAUUAUGUUUUCUGCCAUUUGGUGAAAAUGGGGCUUAACAAAAACACUGAGUAAUAGAAAUAUGUAUUUUCUCUUUUUGCACACCUAACUUGAUACUUGCUGCCUUAGUCACCCAUUUGAGGUGUGGUGUUAGGUGUUUCUUUGGAAUCUGCAAGGUGCUCUGAGAGUGGACUGAGGGGAGGCACAAAACAUCACUAGAAGCUCUGACCAAGUCUUUGUUUUCACUACAAUCACUUUUUUUAGGCACAGCUGUCACCAAGAGAAGGCCUACUUUGGAAAGCAGAUGGCAGGAGUUUUGAAUACAAGAAAGGAGUUCCCAGGGCAGAUGGCAGCAGACAAGGCAUGAAGAAAUGAAGGUCUCAACAGAGAGGCAAGAGGCGUCUUUGUAAGAACAAAGGUUUGAGAGGAGAGAGACAUGAGCAAAGUCCUGGCUUCAGAGAGUCGGUAGCUGGGGAUCUGGUAGAGAGUCCCUCCUUCUGGGAUGAGCCCUUCCUCCACAAAGUAUCUGUCCAGCCACACUCCUCAGUCAGACAGUACUGUGAAGGUUCCCAUGAGCAUUUCGUAAACCCUGUGGGGCUCCCCCAAAGCACUCUUCCCUAUCCAUCUGGCAGACAUUACUGUCAAAUGCAUCAAAAACUUAUCAUAUAACACUUCCAGUUUUUUCAUCAUAAGCCCUUCCAAACUGCCCGCUGCUAUUGUUAAUGACUCAAGAUUCUGACGUCUCCGUCAUGCAACAAACUCCAGCUCUCUUUUUCCUUCUUACCUUACUUAGCAAAUUCAGUAUAUUUUCAUGCAAAUAUUAGAACCUAUGCCUUCUACUUUUUCUUCGAAAUGCUCUUGGCUCUUGCAACUACAGCUGUGUAACUCCAUAAUGGAUGAAACCAUCACAAUCUAGAAAUAAGUUUUCUGUCUUUUGGACAAGAUUUCAUUUGGUUUCAGAAUCAUCUCCUGACUAUCCAGUGGGCUUGCCUGCAAAGAAGUAUGAUUCUCAAGGAUACAUUUGUUCCAUUACAACUUUUUGUAUGAUACUUGGGCUGAGUUCAUAGUUCCUCCUACAGAAAGAUGUCCAUCAUGGUAGAGCACUGAAUCAGUGAACUUGAAAGCUAGGAAAGACUUCUAAAGGCCAUUUAUUACAGCUUCCUAGUUUACAGAAGCAGAAAUGAAGGUGCAGAGAUAUGAAGACCUUUCCAAAGGCCACUCCUCCAGUGAGCUGCUGAACCAGGUUUAGAAGCUUGGUGGCCUAGAACCAUGUUUAGUGUUCUUUUAUGCCACGCUAUUUUUAAUCUUCUUGCUUUACUAGUGUGGAAGUCAUUUGUGAUGUUCACCAAUACAGGCAUACCUCGUGUUAUUGCUCUUCACUUCACCAUGCUUCACAAAUAUUGCGUUUUUAACAAAUAGAAAGUUUGUAGCAAUCCUGCAUCAAGCAAGUCUAUUGGCUCCAUUUUUCCAACAGCAUGUGCUCCCUUGUGUCCACAUCAGCAUUUUUUAGCAAUGAAGUAUUUUUAAUUAAGUUAUGCACCUUGUUUUCUUAGACAUAAUACUAUUGCACACUUAGUAGACCACAAUAUAGUGUAAACAUAAGUUUUCUAUGCGCCGAGAAACCAAGACAUUUGUGUGUCUUGCCUCAUUGUGAUAUUUGCUUCAUUUUGGUGGUCAGAAACUGAACCCACAAUCUCUCUGACAUACGCCUAUAUUUCUUUGGGGAGAUAAAGGAAGAAGUUAGGCAUGGCCAUGUGACUUGUUUUGGCUAAUGAAGUGUGAGCAGAAGCAAAGUGUUUCACUUCCACUUUAAGAACCAGUAGGUGAUUCACCAAGUUCCCUUUCUGCUACCAUGGCAACAGGCAACAUACUAGAUAAUAGAAGUUCCACCAGCUGAGGACUACGAGGAGACUGAGGACGAUGUGGAGCAGAGCCCCAGCUGACUCAUAAAGGACAUGUAGCAAGAGUAAAAAAUAAACCUUCACGGUUGUAAGCCACUAAGACUUGGGGGUUGUUUGUUGCUACACCAUCACCUAGCCUGUCCCCGCCAGGUGAGCCUGAGCCACACCUCCAUUCCCACGACACACCUCUGUGCAUGAAGAUUUCAGAGGGUACACAAUGCAGGAAAUCAGAAUUCAGCUCCAUAAAACAUUCCACAUUCCACAUAUCACCAACAUUCUUUCUUCCUCUUGGUUUAUAUUAGGGAUAGGGGAUGUGGUUUAUUACAAAAGAUGAGUAUUUUAAUAGCUUCUUAUUCCUUGAGCUAUUCUGCAGGUAAGUUCCUGGUGGAAAUUCCUCUAUUCUUAGGGUUAAAAACAGAAUGAAUGAGAUAAUUUUAAUAAGCUCAGUGCAUUAUGACCUCAAAUGCAUCAUCCUGUACUUACACACACACAUGUGCAAAGACCUUUGGUUUCCUUGGAGGCUUUCUAGCUAGAUAAGUCUGAGCACUUCACACGUUUCCUAACUUUAUGAGCAUCAACAUUAUAACAAGCUGAUGCUUAAAAAAAAUCACAUCAUCAGAUAUUUCAUAUGAAUAGUUACAAAAUUAAUGGAAGCUCCUCAUAGAGUAGUAAGAGAGCCUCUGUGACCUUGGGUAAGUCACUUAGCCUCUCUGGGCCUCAGUUUCCUUGUCUAUAAAUGAGGAUAGUAGUAGUCCCUGCCUCCCAGGGUUCAUGUGAGAAUGAAGUUGGGUCAUGCACAUCAUGUCUGGUUCAUAGUAAGUAUAUAAUGUUAACUAUAUCUGAGCCAUAGAGUACAUAGAAAUCCAAAAAGUAAACGCGAUUCAGACUUUUUGCUUUCCAAGAAGGGUGAAUUCAGAAACUGUUUGGUUCACCAAGUAGUAGUUUUCUGGAAAAGAUGUAAAACCAUGGUCCUACCAUCUGGAGGUUUUAACACACUUUUGAAAACGCAAACAGAUGGGUAGGCAAGUGGGUUUUGCUAACAGUUCGGAAAAAUUUUCCAAACCUCUUGCUGAGGGCCUAGAUCCAGCUGGGAAAAUCUUUAAAGGGCAGGCUCAUUUAUACUUUUUCCAUCUUAAAUACUUGGACUUUUUCAGGUUUAUAACAAAGCUCAGAAAAUACUAAAGGUUAAAGGAAAACUGAGAGCUGCCAAGGAAAUGAAAGAUGAGGCGGGGGAGAGAGACAGAGAAGUGAGCAGCCUGAACAGCAAGCUGUUAAGCCUGCAAGUUGACAUCAAGAAUCUGCACGAUGUCUGCAAGAGACAGAGGAAGACCUUGCAGGACAAUCAGCUCUGCAUGGAGGAGGCAAUGAACAGCAACCACAACAAGAAGCAAGCACAGGCAUUAGCAUUCGAGGAGUCAGAGAUGGAAUUUGGGUCCAGUAAACAGUGUCAUCUGAGGCAACUCCAGCAACUGAAGAAAAAAUUGCUGGCCCUUCAACAAGAACUGGAGUUUCGCACAGAGGAGUUGCAGACUUCUUACUGUUCUCUCCGCCAGUAUCAGUCCAUCCUAGAAAAGCAGACUUCUGACCUGGUUCUUCUGCACCAUCACUGCAAACUGAAAGAAGAUGAGGUGAUUCUCUAUGAGGAGGAAAUGGGAAAUCACAACGAGAACACAGGGGAGAAGCUCCAUUUGGCACAGGAGCAACUCGCCUUGGCCGGGGACAAGAUCGCCUCCCUAGAGAGGAGCUUAAGCCUCUACAGGGAUAAAUACCAGUCUUCCCUGAGCAACAUCGAGUUACUAGAAUACCAAGUGAAGAUGUUGCAGGGGGAGCUCGGCGGGAUCAUGGGUCAGGAGCCUGAGAACAAGGGUGAUCAUUCAAAGGUACGAAUAUACACUGCUCCUUGCAUGAUUCAGGAGCAUCAGGAGACCCUGAAACGACUGUCUGAGGUCUGGCAAAAGGUCUCUGAACAGGAUGAUCUCAUUCAAGAACUUCGAAAUAAGCUGGCCUGCAGUAACACUUUGGUUCUGGAGCGUGAAGAGGCUUUGAUAAAACUACAAGCCGACUUUGCUUCCUAUACAGCUACCCACAGAUACCCUCCUAGCUCCUCAGAAGAGUGUGAAGACAUCAAAAAGAUACUGAAGCACUUGCAGGAGCAGAAAGACAGCCAGUGCCUGCAUGUGGAGGAGUACCAGAACCUGGUGAAGGAUCUGCGCAUGGAACUAGAGGUCGUGUCGGAACAGAAGAAAAACAUCAUGAAGGACAUGAUGAAGCUGGAGCUGGACCUGCACCGACUGCGGGAGGAGACAUCUGCCCACAUUGAGAGGAAGGAUAAGGACAUCGCCAUCCUGCAGUGCCGGUUGCAGGAGCUGCAGCUAGAGUUCACCGAGACCCAAAAGCUUGCUUUGAAGAAAGACAAGUUCCUCCAAGAGAAAGAUGAGAUGCUGCAUGAGCUGCAGAAGAAACUGACACAGGUUCAGAACAGCUUCCUGAAAAAGGAGAAGGAGCUGGAGAAGCAGCAGUGCAUGGCCACAGAACUCGAAAUGACGGUCAAGGAGGCUAAGCAGGACAAGUCCAAGGAGGUGGAGUGCGAGGCCCUACAGGCUGAGGUCCAGAAGCUGAAGAACAGUCUCGAAGAAGCCAAGCAGCAGCAGAGGCUGGCUGCUCAGCAAGCAGCCCAGAGCAAAGAAGAGGCUGUGCUGGCAGGCUGUCACCUGGAGGACACCCAGAGGAAACUGCAGAACGGCCUCCUCCUGGACAAGCAGAAGGCAGACACCAUCCAGGAACUACAGCGAGAACUUCAGAAGCUGCAGAAGGAGUCUUCGAUGGCUGAGAAGGAACAAACCUGCAACAGAAAACGGGUGGAGGAGCUGUCAUCAGAACUCUCUGAAGCCCUGAGGAAGCUUGAAAAUUCAGACAAGGAAAAGCGGCAGCUUCAGAAGACAGUGGCUGAGCAGGAUAUGAAAAUGAAUGACAUGCUCGAUCGUAUCAAGCUCAUUCAGCACCAGCACAGGGAGCAAGAAUCCACCAAAUGCAAGUUAGAAGAUGAUCUUCAGGAGGCCACAAAGCUACUGGAGGACAAACGGGAGCAGCUGAAGAAGAGCAAAGACCAUGAGAAGCUGAUGGAGGAAGAACUUGAAGCUCUGCGGCAGGAAUUUAAAAAGAAAGACAAGACGUUGAAAGAGAAUUCCAGAAAGUUGGAGGAAGAAAAUGAGAAUCUCCGAGCAGAGUUACAGUGUUGUUCUACACAACUGGAAUCCUCUGUCAACAAAUACAACACCAGCCAACAAGUCAUCCAAGACUUGAAUAAAGAGAUAGCCCUUCAGAAGGAGUCCUUAAUGAGCCUGCAGGCCCAGCUGGACAAAGCUCUGCAGAAGGAGAAGCACUAUCUGCAGACCACCAUCACCAAAGAAGCCUAUGAUGCAUUAUCCCGGAAGUCAGCCGCCUGCCAGGACGACCUGACCCAAGCCCUCGAGAAGCUCAAUCAUGUGACCUCGGAGACAAAGAGCCUGCAGCGAAGCUUGACACAGACCCAAGAGAAGAAAGCUCAGCUGGAAGAGGAAAUCAUUGCUUAUGAGGAAAGGAUGAAAAAGCUCAAUAUGGAAUUAAAAAAACUGCGGGGCUUCCACCAGGAGAGUGAGCUGGAGGUGCACGCCUUCGACAAGAAGCUAGAGGAGAUGAGCUGUCAGGUGCUGCAGUGGCAGAAGCAACACCAGAAUGACCUCAAGAUGCUGGCAGCCAAAGAGGAGCAGCUCAGGGAGUUCCAGGAGGAGAUGGCCGCCCUGAAAGAGAACCUCCUUGAGGACGAUAAGGAGCCCUGCUGCCUGCCCCAGCGGUCUGUACCCAAAGAUACCUGUAGCCUCUACCGAGAGAACGAUCAGAUUAUGACUAGCUUGGAGCAAUGGGCGAAACAGCAGAAGGUCGCCAAUGAGAAACUGGGAAACAAGCUCCGAGAGCAGGUGAAAUACAUCGCCAAGCUGAGUGGUGAAAAGGACCACCUCCACAAUGUAAUGGUCCACCUGCAGCAGGAAAACAAGAAGCUGAAGAAGGAAAUAGAAGAUAAGAAGACGAAAGCUGAGAACACAAGGCUAUGCACCAAAGCCCUAGGCCCGAGCAAAACAGAGUCCACACAGAGAGGGAAAGUGUGCGGCGCCUUGGGCUGGAAGGGGUUGCCCCAGGACGGGGGUCAAAGAAUGGACCUCACCAAGUACAUCGGGAUGCCCCAUUGCCCGGGUUCCUCGUAUUGCUAGAAUCCACAUCUAGCCAUGAGCAGCAUUUCCACGCGUGUUUCUUCCGAGGACAGUGAGUUCCCAGCCCUCCCUCUCUCUUGACCUGGAUCAGCUCUUACGGGAAUAUAUCACGGUCCCAGCCUAUUUUGCAAGACACUAACGUUCGUUGAGUUUUGCCCACUUCCUGCCAUGUAGUGAGCUUUAGAAGCAUACAUCCAUCUCCAGGCCCAAAUAUGAAAUAAAGACAUGAGCAUGAGCACA